Messenger RNA from Paramacrobiotus metropolitanus, 5420 nucleotides. Its product is annotated as telomerase-binding protein EST1A-like. The record is from RefSeq and is a predicted model, not a curated record. Lineage: Eukaryota; Metazoa; Tardigrada; Eutardigrada; Parachela; Macrobiotidae. Gene Ontology annotation, molecular function: telomeric repeat DNA binding; telomerase RNA binding; protein binding. Gene Ontology annotation, biological process: nuclear-transcribed mRNA catabolic process, nonsense-mediated decay. Gene Ontology annotation, cellular component: telomerase holoenzyme complex. The transcript has 20 exons. Bases 348 to 4778 code for a protein of 1476 amino acids.
CACUUGAAAAAUUUGUUGAUGAUCCAUUAUCAGUGUAUCUUCUCCAAUAAUUUUUCAUUUUGUUUCAUCUGACAACUCUCUUUUUCAUCUGCGUUUAAUUUAUUAUAUUGUGAUUCGAUUACUGUGUGUGGACGCAUACAUUGGGAACGUGACUAGAUCUUCCCGGAGUCUGGUGGAGCAGUCCCAGACAAGAGCUUCGAAACGGUGUUAAUCCCAGAUUCAGUCCAGGUUCUGGUUCCUGUGACUUGUGGUAAACGAAAAGUUGUGUACGAUCUACAGCGUUUUCGAGACUACAUCUACAGUGGAUUCUAAGAUUGGUUGCGGUAAAGUUUCUCUCUGUUUGAAUUAUGUCUCGUGUUUUUACCCGCGGAGGAGGACGCGGUGGCAGUGGUAGUGGAGCGAGUGGCGGCAGUGCCAAUCCUGUUAAUACCAAUAAUAAUUCGUCUGGGCCUGGUCGUUCUCGAGGAUCUACUGCUGCCACUGCGUCUGGAGUGCAACGCGAAUGGAAAGACGAUAUUGGCGAUAUCAAGGAGACUGAGAAUCGCAACACUAAUAUCUCAUCUGUCAAUUCUAACUAUUCUCCCAAUCCACCAUCUCAGUCGCAUCCGCAAAAUCAGCCAUCCGGUGGACAGAAUUUCAACCAGAAUCAGCAGCACCAUCAGGGUGGUCAACAGCAGCGCCAGCAACCGCGUCAGCAGCAGCAGUUGUAUCAAGCGAAACCACGCGGUAAUUCGGAAAAGAGUCGCGGCGGUUCGUCGGGUGAGUUUGGCGCGUUCCAACAUCAGCCCCAGCAGCAUGGGGGGCAGAAUCGGGAACGCGAAGGAGGUCGUGGCGGCGGCAAGCACGGACACAGUGCUCCGAGGGACCACGGACGCGGGAAGCGCGAUGGCGGAAAUCGGGGUAAUAAUCCCCGAAACGAUGGAGGCUCGUCCGCUGGUAUGGCGGGUGAACAACAGCAGAGUCAGCGCGGAUUUGAUCAGCACUCAUCACGGGAGACGUCCAGCAUCGAUACCACCGAAAAUGAUGAGAACGUUAUGCAUAUGCCGCGAAACAUGAUGAACGAUGAUAUGCGCGAUACUCAUCAGCCACAUUUUGGCAACAAGGGUAACCAGGGCAUGCCUAAUCAGGGCCGUCGCGAGCAUAAGAACGAUGCGAUGCGCAGCGAUAAACGCGAUCGUGAACGGGAAGAACCCUUGCCGAAGAAUCGUGGUGGCGAGCCGAAUCGACAAGGCAUGAAUAUACAUCAAAACGCAUUCAGUGAGCCGCCGUUCGGGAAGUCGUCGCUCGACGAUGAGCGAGACAAUGACAGUUUGACUGGAUUUGGGUCGUUUAAAAACGGGCCGAUUGGUGUCGGGCGCAUGCUGCCGCCCCAUGGGCAUGUUUUUGAUGAUUCAAUGAACAUGUAUUCAACUAAUAAACGUUAUUUUCCCAUUGGCGAUAUGGGUCAUUCCGAUAAAGGAAUGGGUGAGCGGUUUGAGCAGUCAUCGCAUGAUGGCGGGGAUAUUUUCUCUGGGAAAGACGUCUUCUGGCGUGGACCGGAACGGGAGGAAAAGCGUGAUGUGUUCUUAAGGGAGGACUCAUCGCCUACCGGUCUGGGCGGGAAAUCGAUGAUCUGGUCCAGUCAAACGGCCGGCACUCCCAUCCCACAUCCUCAGUCCGAAUCACCGCAUUUCCCACGCCCACUGGGCUUUGGUAUGGAUCAUUCAGCGUUCGCAACCAGUUUGCUUACCGGCACAUCACCGUCGAUGAUGGAGCCGCAACACAUGGAUGCAGUUGGAAUGCAUCAUCAGCAUCGUCUCAUGCAGCAGCACCUGCCGAUUAAUCAGUUCCUAGGAGGUAACGAACGUAUGCACGACCGUAUCCCUGCCAUGUUUGGCCAGCCACCUCCGGUCCCGCAGAUGAUGGGCCCGAUUCGAAUGGGCUUCCAUCAUCCACAGUUCGCAGAACCGUUUAUGUCGACAGCGAUGGGCCGUGAGCCGCCAGUGGCCGGUCGUGGAGUGUUGCCGGUUAAUCCGCAGCAGGCACAGGUGACACCGCAAGGUGGGCAACCAGGUGGAGGGUUUGCUGUCGCCCCGGGAGUGGCAGCCGCGUUGAAUAUGGGAGCUUCACCUUCGCCACGAUCGCCUCAUGCUGGUAAUCAGGAGAAGAACUGGAACUGGGAAGAACAACAAAGCACGGAAGCUCGGGAAGCCACGCCACCAGCGCCAGUUAAGGAGCCUGAAGAGGAUUUUGGGGAAUUCAAAUGUCCGGUUCUGCGAGGACCAAAGAAUUUCGACAGUUUGUGUGCACAAGUCGAAGAACUGAGGACAGCAAUACAGGAACAUUUGAAACAGCUCGUCCUGAAUCCUCACCGGGAACGAUUGCGCCGUGUAAUGAUUUUAUGCUUUACAUUAUGGAACGCGAUUCGGGAUGCCAUCUUGUUGGACAAUAUCCAAGCGUGUGAUAAAUCUAGAGAAUUGGAUCAGGUAGUGUGGCGGGAAGGCUUUUAUCCGGUGUUGGACUUACUGCGUGGAUUGCUGGCCAAGCCGACACCGAAACAUGAUGCGGUGGGCGUUAAUGAAGCCAUCAAAGUGUUCCUGCAAAAGGCACUGAAAUUCUACACGGAUUUGAUUCCCAAAGUUCUGCAUCCAUUUGGUGGGUCUGUAACGGCGCAGACGCUUGUUAAUGCGCUGACGUCUAAGGCACCAAUGGCGGAUCACAUCGUCAUAAGUUUACAGCUGGCGGAACGACUCCUUACUCAUUUGGGUGAUUUGUAUCGCUAUCAGGCCGAAUUGCCGGGAUCUGAUGGAUCCGAACUGAAUCUGGCUAAGGAGGCAUACCAUAAGGCUUGCCUGUUAAGUCCUUUUAAUGGACAGCCACAUAGCCAGCUGGCGUUGGUUGCCAAACGACAGAAUCGUCCACUGGACAUCGCUUUCCAUUCAAUUAGAGCUAUUUCUGCUCGUUUGCCCUGUAAUCUUGCACAGUCACAUCUAAAUGCUUUAUGGUCAUCAGUUGAGAAAACGUAUGAGAAUAAAUAUAAAAAUGAAGAGAAAAUUCCCUUAUGGAGCGACUUACCACAUUCUGAGUUAUCUAAGCGAUUUCACUUAACAUUCCUGGCUAUCCAUGCAUCGCUCCAUCAUAACAAAUUUGUCAGUGCGGUUCUGAACUCCCAAGGCACACAGUUCUUAGGCAUGUUGGAUGCGGUGUUAAAUCAUCCUCUGGCUCUGGGAUUCCGCGACAUUCUUUUACAAAUGAUGGCCAUAAACAUCUACCGCAUUUCAGUGCUGCAGACCGACAGCCACCAUUACGCGUUUCUUAUGGACUUGUCUUUCAACAUGUUUGACAUCAUCCUGGCGCGUUUGCUGAAGAUUUUUGAGGCAGCCCCCGAUCUGGAUUCCGCAGCCCAUCUCGAAGAUACCACGAUUUUUUCACCCGUUGUAAAAGUGUUUGUAGACUGGAUGCAAACAUCUUACCAGAAAUGGUUUCCCUUGCCACCAUCACAACUCAGUGCGCCGCGAGAUACAAAACGAACGAGUAUGUGGUCACGAAUCGUAUCGUUGGUGAAUUUGUCGUUAACUUUGAAUGUGGCCGGGGUGGCCGAGGAACGCUUCCCAGAUAGUACACCCGAAAAGCUAUACGAAGAUUUGUAUCUGAACGGUAUGCAACACGUGCAUCCCACACUGUGUAUUUUCUACCGGGAAUCGAAAUUGCAUGAGGCUAUAGCGGAACCGCGUUUCCGUUUCCGGAAAAUGCAGUCCGUUGGCCCAGUUCUGUUGUCCGUCUCGCCGCCUGUGGCACGCCUGCAGUGGAAUCGUUUCUUGCCGACUGAUGCCUAUCUGGAUAAGAAUAUUAAAGUCUUGUGGGCUCCGCUGGAACCGCCGCCGGUUCAGCGCGUCGAGCCGCUUCCCACUUUGGAAUCUCGCCCACCGGCACCGAUGCCCGUGCAGCCCAUGCCAAUUCUUCCCUUGCCUACCGAACGUACCGAGGUUGUACGUCAAUGGCGUCCCACGCAAGCGCCUGUCAGCGAUGCUACGGAACAGAAUUGGCCCACACUGGGGCAGGCGACGCGAAUAACGUCAGAUGAUCGUCGAGAUCGGGCUCGCACUUCCUCGAUGAACUCUGGUGAUGAUAACCGCGGUCCUCGGAAUGGUGAAACAGGCGGCAGCACCAUGGAAAAUACGCGAAGCAAUGUGGAGCCAUGGUGGUUGAUUGAUAAACGUCUGCGCAAUACCGACUCCAGCAAUCAGCUGAAGCUGAAUGGAAUGGAGCCGACUGACCGACGAGGUCCCAUGCGGAUGGAAGAGGCGUCGAAACAAUUCUAUCUAAUUGAUACCAAUUGUUUGAUUGAUGCGUUGGAACGUAUCGAGAAAAAGCUGCUGGAAAACGAUGACUUAGUCAUUCUUAUCCCAGCCACAGUUUAUCGUGAACUAUGUAAAUUACACGAACGGAAAAAUGCCAAAGCUUGGAAUGCUUUGAGUUUCAUUAAUGAUGCAAUGGAACAUUCGAAAAACCGAAUUAUGGUCAUCACCGCCAAGGCCGACCAGAUCCCGUCAGCUCAAUUGGCGCGACGUGAAAUCGUUUCGGAAAGGGGAAGCAACGACGAUAUUAUUUUGCGGACGUGCAUUACCCUGUCAGAAAAAGGACUCUUCAAUGAAGAUGAUCGGGAUCGCCGAAUGUAUUCCGGCGAUGGCACGUGGCGCGGCAGUUUAACACUGUUAACAUCGGAUGUAAAUAUGCGUGUGAAGGCGCGUAAGGAGAACAUUUGUUGUCGUCUGGUACCGGAUGUUUUGGGCAACUGAUGUCCAUCCUCCAGAGGCACGUUCACAUGUUUUGUCUCCGACUCAUAACUCUCAUCAUAUGGCUUGACGAACCCAUUUUCCCGGAACCUGGAAACUGUUCACGUUCCACCGUAUGCGAAUAAAUGGUGGAUCCUCACACACAGACAACACUAAUUUCCUAUCAUUUCUUUUUACUUCAAGAGAGGCAUUGGUCGUUUUUUCCUUGAUUAUUGAUUGGUUUGGUUGGACUUUGUAACAUUAUCUUAGACUGCAAUUUUUGCAUGAAAACGGUAAGAUAACGGAUCGGCGUUGUUUUAUCCAUAUCCUCUCAAAGAUGUGGAGAUUCGGUGGAAAUAGUUAUGGAUGGACCGAGGGGAUGCUUGUAGUUGGUUGGAUUUGGUUUUACUGACUAACUGAAGUUAUUCUCCUUGCGUUGACUUUUACUUAUCACUUUGCUGCUUGCUGGACUCUUUUUGAAGUAUGGGAAAAGCUUAGCGUGAUGCUUUCCCGCAGUGGAACCAUUUCUCCCUCUCGAUGGCUUGUCCGUUGUAAGCUGGGUCACUGCAUGAAGUGCUCGCCAACUUAUGUUUUCCUUUGGUAGAAUCUGGUUGUUUGUUAUAAAUGACGCUGUGGAGAUCAUGUAAAAAACCGAAUCAUUUACAA